AUGGACCCGUCCGCAAGACGGGAUCCGGAGCUUGAGCAUUCCGCGGAGAGCGCGCCGCGGGAGCCUGCGCCUGCCGAGACUCGGCCACGACUUCCUGCGCAUCCCUCCGCAAGCGAGCCCGUUCACCGAUUCGAGCGGGUGCAGACUCUUCCCCAUCAGCCAGCCUCGCGCCUCUCCCCCCCUGAGUAUUCGUGGGCUCCUGCGCGUGUAGCGUCGAACCGUCCUGACGGUCAGCAGCCGCAGCAGCGCGGGCGCUCGCCUCAGCGUCAUCCCCAACGGCAGCCGUCUCCUCGUCGCCUAUCUCCCGCGCGUCGCGAACACUAUCAGCGCAGGGAGGGGGAUCCGCGCUCCCCUGAGCGUCCUCGCUCUCCUCGGCGCCCGUCUCCUCGUGGUCGAGCAGGCCAGCGCUCACCCCGAGCGCGAUCCCCCGCUCAACAAUCACCUCGGCGAGCUCCGGCGACGCGGGGGAAGGGGUCGCCUGGGCGUCGCUGGGAAUCAGGUCGUCGCGAGCCGUCCCCUCCGCGUCCGAAUUCGGGUGGUUCCGCUGGGCGGCGGGGCCGGCGGAAUGGCGGAGGGCGCGGCUCAUCUGGCCGCCAGCCGGAUCCUGCUCUUGAUCACGCUGCGAACACAUUCGUGGAUGUGGUGCGGCAGGCCCGGGCGAGCGGGGGGCCGACUCACGUUCACAUCGAGGUGACAAAUGGCCCUCCCUUUGCCGCGGAUCCCGGCCCGGUGGCCCCACUGCGCGCGCCGAUGUUGGCCGAGUAUCUGCCCGCGCGGGUGGGGAGACCCGACUAUCGCUCCCCUCGUCAGGUUCCUGGCUUCUCCGCUGGGUGCUUGACUGUUGGCCGCGUUCCUGGCUGGUCGGCGUCGUUUCCGCUCGAAGAGCAGACUGCACCUCACCCCAAUCCCGUGGGGAGAGACCCCAUGCUGACCAUGUGCCGGAUAUUGAAUCUGGCGGAGGCGUGCGAGGUGGUGGCGAACUUGCAGCUGGCAGUGUGUGGGGCCACCCGGAACUUUCCGAGCAGUUUCGGUCCAGGAUCCCGAGGAUCCUGCGUGACUUUGGCAGGAUCGCUCGAGUCGCCGUUGGCGCCCGUGUCGGAAGCGCCCGCCGGGGUAGCUCCCUUAGCCCGUACUUUCCCCCGCCACGUGGGGGAUCUUGUAGGGGCUGCUCAGGCCGGGACCCCCCUGGACGUGCUCCAGUCAUCGGCGCAUCUUCUUCUUGCGGUAUCGGCGUGUAUGCGCUCGAUGCUUGAGAUGGAGGGGGCGGAGCCGUACACGAUGCGGCUGGACAACAACGUGUUCUCAGGCGCCCUCCCUCCAACCAUUUGCACUCUCUCCAACCUCACCGUUCUUGCCUUCUCUCCCUUUCAUCCCUCUCCCUUUCAUCCCUCUUCUUUCACCCCUUGGCAACUACCUCUUUUCCAGGCGGCUGGACAACAACAUGCUCUCAGGCGCCCUACCGCCAACCAUGGGCCUUCUCUCCAACCUCACCGUUCUCUCUCAGGAGCUCUGCCAGCCACGCUCGGAAAGCCUCUCCCUGCUGUCUCUCACCCGUUUCUCCCUGCUUACUCAUAUCUUCCUGUGGCCCUCUCCCACCUCUGUUUCCCCUCCACCCCGCCCCUCUCUCCCAGAGAACUGCACUCCAACCAGCUCUCAGGAGCUCUGCCAGCCACGCUCGGAAAGCUCUCCCUGCUGAAAGCACUAACCAUCAACGCCACAGCCCAGCCCUGCCCCGCCUCCUCGUCCCUCUGCCUAGUCUCCCAGUCCGCCUCGUCCUCCUUCUGCCACCUCUGCCCCGAGUUCUGCUCCUCCUGCGAGCCCCUUGAGGAGAUGGCAGUAGAGAAUGAGGGGGAGAGUGGGAGCGAUGGCAACGGUGGUAGCGGUGGUGGGCUGAGCAUGGCUGCAAUCAUUGCGGUGGUGUGCGGUUUUCUGCUCCUGCUCACGGCUGUGCUUGUGGCGUUCCUCGUGUGGUGCUGCUGUCGCCCAGGCUCCAACCCUUUCAAGCACGUUAAAGUUGUUGACCAGGAGGAAUUCGAUGAUGCGGGUCUGAUCCCGUCGCUGUGCUGCCGCUACUCUCUGGUGGAGAUCCGCCGAGCCACGGGCAACUGGAGCGAGGAGAACCGCAUAGGCAGUGGGCAGCACAGCAACGUGUACAAGGGCACGUGCCCGUACAACCCCGCCAGCACGUGGGCUGUCAAGCGCUACAAGGAGCGCUCCACGCACUUCGAGAAGGAGGUGGAGCAGAUAGCAAGCAAGUGGCAUCCCACCUUGGCCCACCUGCUGGGCUACUGCGUGGACUCAGACACGCGAGUUUUGAGACGUCUCAAAAGUCGUCUGUUGGGCUACUGCGUAAACUCGGACGCGCGAGUGGAGGGCGGCAGGAUGGUGCAGGGGGAGAGCAGAGCAGACCAGCUCACUCACCCCUGUGUUUGCCCCCUCGUGCCCUGUCCACUACCCCCUCUCAAACCACACCAGGUGGAGCAGAUAGCAAGCAAGUGGAGGGCGGGAUGGUGCAGGUGGAGGAGCAGAGCAGAUCAGCUCACCCACCCCUGUGUUCGCCCCCUUCCAUGUACGCUGGUUGCCCAUCCAAUCACCCUCCCGAAUCACCAGGUGGAGCAAAUCGCAAGCAAGUGGCACCCGAAUCUCGCCCACCUGUUGGGCUACUGUGCGGACUCAAACACGCGCGUGGAGGGCGGCAGGAUGGUGCAGGUGGAGGAGCAGAUCGGCUCACCCCCUACUCCUGUGUUCGCUCUGCCUGUACCCUGCUUGCCUCCCAACCAGGUGGAGCAAAUCGCAAGCAAGUGGCACCCGAAUCUCGCGCACCUGCUGGGCUACUGUGUGGACUCGGACACGCGGGUGGAGGGCGGCAGGAUGGUGCAGGUGGAGGAGCAGAUCGCAGUGUAUGAAUACGUGCACCACGGGGACCUCAGCCGCUACCUCUAUCAAGCAGAAUCCUUCCGGGCGUCCUUUGCCCUCUUCGGAGUCAUCUUUCUCGAGCUACUGACAGGGCGGCCGCCGUUCAUCCAGGUGCAGGCGGAGCACGGGGAGGACCACGAGCACAUUGCAGACUGGGCGGGACCUUUAAUCGAUGAGGGCAAGACAGAGGAGCUCAAGGACCCGCAUCUGGACGUGCCCGAGUCGUCCUUCCUCUCUCUCGCCGAGCUCGCCAUUCGCUGCACCGCCAUGCCCUUCACCGACCGCCCGCCCAUGGGAGAGGUGUUGGCGACGCUCAAGGCCAUUCGGACCGACUUUUUCGGGCUCACGGACCCGGAUGAUGUUUAUGGGGGCGAGGGGAGUGGCGGUAUGGAGAGUGGGUUCGGUGGCGGUGAUGGCGAUGGUGAUGCUCGGCCGGAUUGGGGUGUUACGGUUAAUGGUGUGUGA
Messenger RNA from Closterium sp. NIES-65, 3381 nucleotides. The record is from the annotation of a GenBank genome assembly. Lineage: Eukaryota; Viridiplantae; Streptophyta; Zygnematophyceae; Desmidiales; Closteriaceae.